This is a messenger RNA of Prunus mume (Japanese apricot), 921 nucleotides long. Its product is annotated as beta carbonic anhydrase 2, chloroplastic-like. The record is from RefSeq and is a predicted model, not a curated record. Gene Ontology annotation, molecular function: carbonate dehydratase activity; zinc ion binding. NCBI's taxonomy places the organism in Eukaryota, Viridiplantae, Streptophyta, Magnoliopsida, Rosales, Rosaceae.
GCAUACUGCAAAUUCCACUUAAAUUCGUACAGAUCAAGAUUCUUGAAAAUAAAGAAAGUAGACAAAAUGACUACUAGCCAGUUAUCUGAUGCCGCCAUUCAAAAUCUCUUGAAGUUGUUUCUCAGUGAGAAGGAAGAGUACCUGGACGAUGUGGCUGCGGCCAAGAUUGAUAACAUAACCGUUGAGAUGCAAUGGACCGGGCAGACCGGACCGGCUUGGCCACCCAGACCGCUCGGUUCUUCUGAUGACCCAGUUAAAAGAAUUAUAGAUGGGUUCAAGUACUUCAAGACCAACUAUUUCGACCUUUGCAGCAAACAUCCACAUUUGGUAAAGGAGCUGGCCCAAGAACAAAGCCCCAAGUUUAUGGUAUUUGCAUGCUCAGACUCCCGAGUGUGCCCCUCGCAUGUCCUUCAUUUCCAACCUGGGGAAGCCUUCAUGGUUCGCAAUAUCGCUAACAUGGUUCCUGCCUUUGACCAGCUGAAACACUCAGGAGUUGGAGCAACCAUAGAAUACGCUAUUGAAGAACUAGGGGUAGAAAAUAUUUUGGUAAUGGGACAUAGUCGUUGUGGCGGGAUCAAGAGGCUGAUGUCUCAUCCAGAAAAUGGUUCUACUCCCUUUGACUUUAUAGAUGAAUGGAUGAAAAUUGGUUUACCUGCCAAGGCUAAGGUUAUAGCAGAAGCAGAGGGGGGAAGUGCAGAUUUUGAAGAUCAAUGUGAAAGUUGUGCAAGGGAAGCAGUAAAUUUGUCACUGAGAAACCUACAAACUUACCCAUAUGUUCAGAAGGCAGUCUCAGACAAAACCCUAGCACUGAGGGGUGGCUACUAUGACUUUGUAAAUGGAAUUUUUGAGCUUUGGGGGCUUCAGUCCACCAUUUCAGACCCAAUCAUCAUUCAAUCUUCUUAACUGCAUGCUUCUGGGAGC